Messenger RNA from Striga hermonthica, 813 nucleotides. NCBI's taxonomy places the organism in Eukaryota, Viridiplantae, Streptophyta, Magnoliopsida, Lamiales, Orobanchaceae. The record is from the annotation of a GenBank genome assembly.
AUGCAAAAGCAGUUGCUUUCGGUUCGUAAAAGCGGUAAAAAAUUCGGAGUGUGUUGCAGCCGAGUUCAAACAGAAGACAACACAGGAAGAGAUGAAGCCUGCGAGUUAGUGAACGGGACCGAACUUACCAUUGGGGACGAAACCCGAGCAUAUCUUUUCACGGCCGUAAAGAACAAUAAUUCAACCGGGAUACUUCUCUUGUCAGAUAUUUUCGGUUUUGAAGACUCGGCCACUCGGGAUUUCGCAUAUCGUGUUGCUUGCAACGGUUACAAUGUGCUGGUUCCGGAUCAGUUUAACGGCGAUCCAUGGACAGAAGAAAGGCCAAAAGCAAUGUUCGAACAGUGGAUCACCAAGCAUAGCUCGGAAAGCAAAAAAGCAAAAAACGUCAUAUUCGAGUCAGCAAAAUGGAUGGUUAACGGAUUUGCAUCCGUAGGAAUAUCAAACAAGCUCGGGAUUAUCGGUUUUUGCUAUGGAGGCGGCCGGGUCAUCGAAAUUCUAGCUCGGGACCAAGGUGCCUAUUUCGGGUCGGGUGUCUCGUUUUACGGCACGAGGAUCGAUUCCUCUGUUGCUACUAGCAAUAUCAUCAAGGUGCCAUUGCUGAUGAUCACGGGUGAUGAUGACGAGCUUUGCCCUAUCCGUGUUUUGGAGGAUUUUACGAACCGGAAUAAAGAAUUUACGAAGAUGGUGGUUUUCAAAGGGAGAGGCCAUGGUUUUGCUCAUCGGCCUCGGACUGCAGAAGAUGAUGCUGAUGCAGAGGAAGCUUUUGUGAUGAUGAGAAAUUGGCUUCAAGGUGGACUCCUUGUAAAAAGAUGA